Pantherophis guttatus is the source of this 3725-nucleotide messenger RNA. It is a transcript of the gene ITGAL, whose product is annotated as integrin subunit alpha L. Gene Ontology annotation, molecular function: integrin binding. The record is from RefSeq and is a predicted model, not a curated record. Gene Ontology annotation, cellular component: integrin complex; external side of plasma membrane. Lineage: Eukaryota; Metazoa; Chordata; Lepidosauria; Squamata; Colubridae. Gene Ontology annotation, biological process: integrin-mediated signaling pathway; cell adhesion mediated by integrin; cell-matrix adhesion.
AAAUUCAGCCUCACUUCUUCCCAUUUCUGUUUUGGGAGUUGAGCCUCGGUGGCUUCGGGAGGAGAAGAAGAGGCUAUCAAAUUAGUGACUUCUGGCCAUGCGCUCUGGAAAGUGAUCUCUCGCACCUGUUUUUCACCACUUCACCAUGGCUGGUUUAGUAUUUCCACACGGUUUGUUCACCCUGCUGCUCGGACUGAGUCUGCGAGGCCCCUCACGAUCUUUGGGGUACAAUAUAGAUCCUUCUCCAGCGAUACUCUUCUCAUCAAACCACAGCAAGCACUUUGGCUAUCAGGUCCUUCAACUUGGAAAAGGCGCUGACGCAAGGGUCAUUGUAGGAGCCCCCGGUGAGCAGAACUCGACAGGCAAAGUGUACCAGUGUAAUUUGAAGAGCCAAGAAUGUGAGGACAUUCCACUUGAGGAGAACUCUCCGGUACCCCAUCUCGGCAUGACCCUGGCAAGCAAUAUGCAGGGAAAUAAAAUGAUUGCAUGUAGCCCAGGCAUUGAACAACACUGUGACAAAAAUCUUUAUGUAAGUGGAAUCUGCUACCUGUUUGACACCAACCUGCAUAACCCCAAGAACAUAACAACUGGAUAUCAAAAGUGCCUGAAAGGAAAAGUGGACCUGGUGUUUCUUUUUGAUGGGUCAGCAAGCAUGAAAACAUCUGAAUUCAUGACUAUCAAGGAGUUCAUGAUUGACGUCAUGAAAGAAUUGUGGAACAGUUCUGUGCAUUUUGCUGCCGUGCAGUUUUCAGAAGAUGCCAAACUCGAAUUUGAUUUUAACAACUAUACCAGCAAUCCAAAUCCUGAAAAGCUCUUGGCCAAUGUUAUUCAUGCUGAGCAAAUAACAAACACCUUCAAAGCUAUCAAAUUUGUGGCAAAUGAAGUCUUCAUUCCCGAACGUGGGACCCGAAAAGAAGCAAACAAAGUGAUUGUCAUCAUCACGGAUGGGGACGCCUCAGACAGGGACAGGGGACAUAUAGAAGCUGUCAAGAAAAAGAACAUUUUGCGCCUAAUCAUUGGGAUUGGUAAUCACCUUAAUGCAGCUGAGUCCCAAAAGAAUCUCAAACGGAUUGCCUCAGAACCCACAAGUCAAUUUUUUAAAAUUCUUGCCAGCUUUGAUCAGCUCAAAGACAGUUUCAAUGAUCUCCAGUCUAAUAUCUUUGCCAUUGAAGGUACCAGUGACAGCAGAUCCUUCCACCUGGAAUUGUCAUCAAGCGGAUUCAGUGCAGAUAUAUCCCAGGAUCGCGUGAUUCUUGGUGCUGUGGGUGCUGACAACUGGGCUGGGGGCAUUUUGGAGCAGCAGCAGGAUUUUGCCGGUGAAAGAUUCAUCACAACUCCCUCAGUCCGGAAAGAGAUGGAAGGGGCCUACUUGGGGUACACACUCAGUUUUCUCCAGCAUCAUCAGAAAGCAUUCUACGCCGUUGGUGCCCCUCGAUACCAACAUAUGGGAAGGGUCCUCAUAUUUGAGGUCGAUGCCAAAACUCAGAACUGGACUUUAAAGCAAGAAAUUAAAGGGCAACAGACUGGAUCCUAUUUUGGAGGGGUGCUUUGUGCCGUGGACAUAGAUGGUGACCAAGAAACAGACCUGCUGCUUAUCGGGGCCCAGCAAUAUUUCACUGAAACGAGAGGAGGCCGGGUUUAUGCAUAUGGAUGGGAAGAGGAUAAUCUCGUUCUCCUUGGAGAAUUUAAUGGGGAUUUAGGAUACCCCUUGGGCAGAUUUGGAGCAGCCAUCACAGAUCUGGCAGAUGUCAAUGGGGAUGGACAGACGGACGUGGCUAUAGGAGCUCCCUUAGAGGAUGGAGACAGGGGAGCUGUCUACAUCUACAACAGCCAUGAGAAGACUCUGCCUAUGGAGUACAGCCAGAGAAUUACUGGAGGCAGCAUUUCUCCUGGCCUGAGAUACUUUGGACAAUCCAUCUAUGGAAAGACAGACCUCAGUGGAGAUGGUCUCACCAGCAUUACAGUGGGAGCCCUGGGAAAGGUGAUGGUGCUGCAAUCCAGACCAAUUGUUAACGUGGCCACACAAGUGACUUUCGAGCCCAAUGAAAUUCCAGUGAAAGAUGUUGAAUGUUCUGGGAAUAGCAAACCCUGGCAAAAUAUAAAUUUGAAACUCAGGAUCUGCUUCAAUAGCAGCUUUGCCACGGAGAGAUACACAGGACAUCUUUCUGCAAAACUCUUGUUCCGCUUGGAGAUUGACCCAGACAGGGUGAAGUACCGAGGAGAAUUUAGGAAUGGCAAGAGUAUUCUAAAUGGGGACAAAGAAAUCUCUCUAAAGCCAGUGUGCAUAUUGGAGGCAAUUAAUAUCACGAACUGCAUUGAGGAUUACUUGUCAGCCAUUAAGCUCCUUGUGAAUUUGUCCCUUGAGGAAGAUGGUGUGCUGAAGAGUGGAUCUCCCAGGCCUAUUCUGAAUCCUUUAAGCAAUAGGACAAUGGUAGAGAUUCCUUUUGACAAGAACUGUGGAACAGAUGACGUGUGUGUGGCUGACCUGAAAAUCACCUUCCAUUCUUCAGGGUCUAAGGAACUGGUUGUAUCUCCUCAAUAUCCGCUAGAAAUGAAUUUGGAACUGGUGAAUCAGCGGGAAGAUGCCUAUUUUACAAUGCUCUACGUGCCCCUGUUGCCAGGCCUUUCUUUCCGCAAACAUUCAGUGCUGAAAUUCAAUGCUCUCGUCAUCCUGCAGUGUAAUGCAAUGCUACAUCGUCAGGACUUUCAAGGCCUUGCUUGCAACGUCAGUCACCCCAUCUACAGGAAUAGCACAAAGGCUUUGAUUCAACUUCAGUUUGGUGUGCUUGACAACACUGCCUGGAAAGAAAACUUGGAGAUGGUGGCGUAUGUCACUAGUGAGAACGAGGAGAAUGAAACCCUUCAAAACAACAGAGCUCUUCUUAGCAUCCCUGUGAAGUACCCCAUCAACAUCAUUGUCAAGAGGUUAGAAACAUCUAACCAAUACAUUGAAUUCAGUUCUGAACGGCAAGAAAACAAGACCGUGACACAUUCCUACCAAGUAACUAACUGGGCCCUGGGGGCAUUCCCACCACCUAAAGUAUUGGUGUAUGUCAAAGUGCCAACUAAAAUUCUUUCUGGACUGAUAUGGAAGAUUGAUAAAAUCCUAACUGAGGAUCCUAAUGUGAAUUGCCAGCCUGAAACGAACAUGACCGUAAGGAAUUAUCCCACGUUAAUUAAGCACUGUGCAAUUGAUGGAUAUCUUAUCUACAAAUGUGAUCUUGGACAGAUAAAUUCAUCUACGAUCCAUAUUACUGGGAUGAUGUUUACACAAAACAAAUCAGAGCAAUCUCUUCAGGCCAAGCUUUGCACAGCCUUGUGGGUUGAAUUUGAUACCGGAAGAUAUAAAAAUGUCUACAGUCAUGAAUUUGCUCAGAUUCAGGUCACAGACAUAGAAGUGAUAAUUAUGAUGAAUUAUCUCCCAAUUAUAAUAGGCAGUGCCAUUGGAGGCUUGGUCUUACUUGUUCUCUGCAUUGUAGUACUUUACAAGUGUGGGUUCUUCAAACGGAAUUAUAAACAGAAGAUAGAACUUGAAGGAGAAAAUGAGAAUGCUGUGCAAGCAGCUGACAAUCUAGAAGAUGGUGCAGAGAAGGAAGAUUCUAAGACCGAGAAAGAAAACCAAAGCAAUCUCCUUACAGAACCAUUGAACACAGAAAAUGAGACCCAAUGAUCAGAUCAUGUUUCUCUCCAGAGACUACAGCCAGGCUAUCUGUUAUAAAUGCUCA